Messenger RNA from Spodoptera littoralis (African cotton leafworm), 2761 nucleotides. Lineage: Eukaryota; Metazoa; Arthropoda; Insecta; Lepidoptera; Noctuidae. The record is from the annotation of a GenBank genome assembly.
AUGUUUAGUAAAGGACGUAAACUAGUCGAUUUAGUGAUUCAAACUGAUAUAAACAAGACGGACUCGCAAGACGUGCCACCAUCAGUGUCCGGCCAAAAAGCAGAAGUGAAGAGUUCAUCACAUAAAAUAGCCAAAAAUGUUACUUCUGCAGAGUUGUUGGCAGAUAGCUACAAAUCUCAGCAAAAAAAUGAGGACAAUAAUUCAAACAAAACUUUGAUCUUCAAAUCGCCAGCUAUAAAUGAAGUUAGCGUCACUCAAACACCACGGUCAAAAGUUGCAAAGAAUUUAAAUACUCUAUUUGACAAAAUAUCUAAUGAGAUUGCUGCAAAAAGUCAAGCUUUCAUUGAAAAUUCAACGACAUCGCCUAUAUGCACAGCCAAUGAAGUAAUAGUUCCAGAAUUUGAUAACAAUAAUUCACUUGAAGAUAUAAACAACUGUGACAAAUCCGAGUCAGUUCUAACUUCACAAGCAUCUCCUGACAUUACCAUUACAGAAAACGAUGUAAUCACCGCUGCUCCCAUAAAUGCUAUUGAUCAAAAAAGAGAUCCAUCACAGUCUGCUAAAUCAAAUGCAGUCUUAGGUCACGACGUUGAGUCUCUGCAAUAUGUAGAAUCUGCCUCUAAAAUAUCUGAUUCGGAUCAUCUUUCAAAAGAAAUUUCCCCAUCUGUUCUCAACGCACAGCUGUUAGAAGACCUGCCUGUUCCCAGCGAAUCUGUUCAUGUUUCACUAAAGCCGAGUACAUCAACAUGUGAAAAUACAUUAUUACACCAAGAUCUAUAUUUGUCAGAUAACGAAAUAUCUCCAUAUAUUGAUUCUGAAUCGUCGUAUGCUCCUUCACCAUCUAAACCACGCCAUCUACCAUUAUCAUUAGAUAGCGAUUUAACUGACGUAAGUGACUCAGUAGAAGCUACAAAGGAAAAUCAACCAAAACGAAGAAAGAAGGCAAUGCCCGAAACAUGGAAAAGAAAUGUUCUUAAAAAUUUACGCCAAACAGGUAAAGGGUACACAAGUAGAAAUGGAAAAUUUAUGAAACCAAAAGAAUGCAAGCCUACAGAUUGCUCUAAAUGUCGAUAUCAGUGCAAUUCUUUGUUUCCAGAAAAUCUGAGACAGGAUAUCUUUGAAGAGUACUGGAGCCUAGGUGAUACAAAACAACAAAAAAUGAUGCUCAGUAGCCUGAUUUCUCACGCUGAAGUCUUACGUCUUUAUACGAAGGCAAAAAAAAAUCGCACUAUGUCACGUCAGUAUUGGCUAUUUCAUCAAUCUGUAGGUAAAAAACGAGUUUGCCAAAAGUUUUUUUGUAAUACAUUUAACAUUAGUUCAAGCAUCAUUAAUAAUUGUUCAAAAAAUAGAGGGCUCAACGGCAUAUUUAUGGGCACUGACAAACGAAUAGGAAAAAUGCCCGCAAACAUUACUUCAGUGGAGUCUACUAAUUUUGUUAAAGAGCAUAUUAACCUGUACCCUCGCGUUGAAUCCCACUAUUGCCGAAAAAGUUCUAAAAAACAGUAUUUAGACAGCGAUCUCAACCUGAGUCGCUUAUAUCAAAUGUACAAAGAUGUUUUUUGCCCCGAAAAGAUGAUAACUCCUGUAUCGCCUUAUGUGUAUCAAAAGAUUUUCCACUCUUAUAAUCCAAGACUAGCAUUUUACAAGCCAAAGAAAGACCAGUGCACCAAAUGCAACGUGUAUAAACGAUCCGACAAUAGAGCUCCCUUACAGGAAGAUUAUGAUGCCCACAAGAAACGCGAAAAUGAUGCACUGACUAUGAAAAAAGAAGAUAAGCAAAGAUGCAUGAAUUCAGAUGGAGCUUUCCGGGCUAUAACAUUUGACCUUCAAGCUAUCCUAUCGGUACCUUUUACUGGAGACUGCAAAAUCUAUUAUUUACGUAAAUUAUCGAUGUACAAUUUUACUAUCCUAGAUUGUUAUGAUAACACUGGCUACUGUUAUUUAUGGGACGAGUGUAAUGGCAAAAAAGGUUCUACUGAAAUCGGAUCGAUAUUGUUAAAAUAUCUUAGUAGUUUACCCGAAACUGUUACUCAUGUCGCAUCAUUUUCUGACACUUGUGGUGGUCAGAACCGCAAUAAAUAUGUUACUCUAGCCGCUUUAUACGCUGUCAAUAACAUACAUCACUUAGAUACAAUCGAUUUGAAAUUCAUGGAAUCGGGGCAUUCGUAUUUAGAAGUGGAUUCAAUUCACGCGUGUAUUGAAAGAGCGCGAAAGCAUAAAAGCAUAUUCACUUUGCGUGAAUAUGCAUUGGUGAUAGGGUCGGCUAGAAUCAAGCCGAAACCCUACGAUGUUGUUAUUAUGAAACACGGGGAAUUCUAUGAUUUGAAGGGAUUCGAAAAAACUUUGAAUUGCAAUACAACAAAAAAUACAAAAAAAUGAGCAAGUACAGUGGCUGAAAAUUAAGUGGCUGCGGCUGCAGAAAAAAUCCCCCACUUCAAUUUUUUACAAAUACGAUUUGACCGAUCCAGAUUUCAAAGAAAUAGACAUUUGUAAGACAAAAACAAUGAAAAAAAAUAAAGACAUAUGUAUAAGCAAACUAAAGAAACCUCUGAAAGGAGCAUAUAAAUCACUGAUUCCAGUGUCGGAAACUAAAAAGAAAGAUCUGAUAACACUUUUAAAUGAUGGGGUUAUACCACCAGAAUAUGAGCAUUAUUACAAAGAUAUUCCAUCCACUUCUGCGACUAUUGUUAACAAUAAUUGUGAUGACACUGAAUCGUCUGAUGAUGAUCCAGAUGAAGAGUCCAUUGUUGAAGAAAUUUAA